Messenger RNA from Paramormyrops kingsleyae, 4571 nucleotides. RefSeq names its product solute carrier family 27 member 4 (gene slc27a4). NCBI's taxonomy places the organism in Eukaryota, Metazoa, Chordata, Actinopteri, Osteoglossiformes, Mormyridae. Gene Ontology annotation, molecular function: long-chain fatty acid transmembrane transporter activity; oleoyl-CoA ligase activity. Gene Ontology annotation, cellular component: endoplasmic reticulum membrane; plasma membrane. Gene Ontology annotation, biological process: long-chain fatty acid import into cell; long-chain fatty acid metabolic process; medium-chain fatty acid transport. The record is from RefSeq and is a predicted model, not a curated record.
AGAAAGCGUACAAAUCUGGAUUCUGAGAUCGCCCUCCUGGAAAGCGAGGGCGUAGGAGUGCAGGAAUUGGAACAGCAUAUUGACCUGCUGCAUGAGUACAAUGACAUAAAGGACAUUGGUCAGACCCUGUUGGGCAAACUCGGGUUCCUGUUUUAUGAGUGACGUUUGAGUGACCAUGCUUCUCCGUCUGUGCAGCAAUGACUCGAGGUGUAACUACACGCGACUUGUAUGACCACUUUGGACUUCAGCUAGAUGACUAAGGUGUUGCUUUCAUGAACUCUAACGUGCUGGAGUGAUGGUAAACUUCUCGUUACACCUAUUCACCCAGUUCUGCAACACCUGGUCUAAUUCUGCUGAAUUGGUGAUCUUCUCUAUGACAACUUGGAGGUACACAGGUAGUUAAACUCCUGUACAAUACAGCAUGAAUUGUGUGUCUUUUCAUAGAAAUUAUAAUGCACUUUAAAAUAAAAGUUGUAUAACUGAGCGUGUUGGAGCAAUGAGCUUCACCUACCUCGUGCUAAUGGUUAUGAGAUUUUUAAGUUAUGUAUUUUAAUGUUAUGUUUAUUUAAAUAGUUAAUGUUUCUAGAAGAGUUGGAGGAUUGAUGCACAUACAUUGAUUUUCCUGAUUAUAAAUGUAUGGUAUGAUUACAGCCAACCAUGCAGUUAAAUAAAAAGGACAAGAUAUAUUGUGUUUUUUAUUGUACAUCAGCAUCAAGUUGCUGUUAAUGUACAAAUACUGGAACACAUAAGAAAGGUUACAGAAAUGCUGUGUCAUUCAAUUUCCCAGCUGAUAGCUGUGUUCUCAACUGCUAUCUUUGAAGGAUAAAUGAAGGCACAUAGUCUUUCUGUCAUCUCCCCAUCCAAGCCGGAGAUAUCUCACAAAUGCAAUCAGGGAAGACCCUGACUGCCUUCGUACAAGAACUCUGUCCCCAUGUUAAUCUCUGAAUGAGCCUAAUCUCAGAUUUAUCCCCCAGACUAUAAAGCAGGCCACAUUCUCUUUUGGAGUUUAAUGCAAGCAGUCAUAUCAACAUCUAGCAAUAAAAAUGGUUAUCUGAGGUGUACACGGUCAUUUCCAAACGAUAUAAUUGCUAAUUGUGUAAUCUUAUCAGUAUUCUAUCCUUGUAAUAAUUAUAAAAAGCAAAUGAGAAACCAUAAAACACAAUACUCAUUUUAACAUGUAAUAAAAUACUUUCCAAUACUUUUAUGUAAGAAAAAGCUAUAAUUGGAAACUGGGACAACAUUAAAAUGGACUAACAAAGUAAUCUCUGGUUUGUGUCUAUUUUACCGCUUUGCCUACUAUCGGAAUAGUCGUGCCGAAUGGUUAUUUUGAUUUAACCAACAUAUUGUUUAAACUACAGCUAAAACAGUUAUUUUAUAAGAACUGAAUAGUUCAAUAAUAGAAAUGCGGCAUGUCAUACUGUACGGAUCCGGAAUUACUAGAGAAGGAAUAACAUUUUUCCCCAGCAGUCUUGGUUCUAUCAUGCGCGAAAUGAAUCAUUAUUCCCGAAGGUUUUUAUUUGUCGCUUGUACGCAGUGCCUUUUGCCCCCCCUACAGGGUGUAGUAAGGCUGCCCUGCCACCGGCCGCAUUACCGCAGCGCCGAGCGCCGCCCGACCGCCGAGCUCCGGGGCCGAGUCUCCUUGACAGCGCUGUUCCUCAACGUCAGGUCCCGCCUACGGUGACGUAACGAGAGGCGAUGAGCGACCUCAUUGGUUCGGCGCCUGUCCAUCACGACCGCCGAUGGGGCGGGAGCAGGGAAGGGAAAUUAUAAGGUCAUUUGAAUUAACUCCAGCUCAAAACCAACCCACUGUUUUUUUUUUUUUUUUAAGUCAAUGAAACAAAGACGUAGAUAAGAAUGAGUCAAUGAAUUAAAAAGGCGAAGACCGGGAUGCGAUCUCACCUUGGGGAGUAGUGGCACGGAAUAGCUGGUGAUAUCGCCGGGUGUACUAAAACGCAUGCAGUAGCUGGCUAGUUAGCCAGGGCAGGCGGUUUAGCUAAGCCGAUCGAAGGAGGAACUGCGUGCGGCUGGGGGGGGGUCUUCGUCUGUUAUCAUUUCGCCGGAAUAUUCGCUGGAUACCGGGGCGUGCGAUCAAGGAUGUUGCGACUGGCCUGCUGUACCGGCUUACUCUUCUUGUUGAGACUAAUCAUGGACCUGCCGUGGUGGCAGGUCGUCACCAGUGUCAUCAUUUUCUACCUGAGCUCCGGUGGCUGGCGAUUUGUUGACAUCGUGGUGAAGACCCUGGGCAGAGACCUCCGCGCGGCUCUCCUACUGCUGAGGGUGAAGCUCAAUGUCAGGAGGCAUCUGCGCCAGCGCAACACCAUCCCCAAGAUCUUCGCGGAGACCCUGCGGCGGCACCCGGACAAGACGGCGUUGAUAUACGAGGCCACUGGCGAGGCGUGGACCUUCCGGCAGCUCGACAUCUACUCCAACCGCGUGGCCAACCUCCUGCUGCAGAGGGGCUUCAAGGAGGGUGACGUGGUGGCCCUCUUCAUGGAGAACCGGCCGCAGUACGUGGGCCUCUGGCUGGGGAUGGCCAAGAUCGGCGUGGAGGCGGCACUCAUAAACUUCAACCUGCGCAUGGAUGCCCUACUGCACUGCGUCACCAUCUCGAACGCCAAGGCCGUCGUCUUUGGCAGCGAGCUGAUGGAGGCUGUCUGUGAAGUUCAUGCCUCUCUGGGGAGGUCACUGAAGGUGUUUUGCUCCGGGGAGUGGAAUCAGAAGCUGGUUCCCGAAGGAACCGAAAGUCUGGAGCUGCUGCUGGAGGACAUGCCCACACAACUCCCCAGCCCACCACAGCGCAACUUUACAGAUCGGCUCUUCUACAUCUAUACGUCUGGGACCACUGGGAUGCCCAAAGCUGCGAUCGUCGUUCACAGCAGGUACUAUCGCAUGGCUGCACUGGUCUACUAUGGUUUCAAGAUGACUUCAGAUGAUGUGUUAUAUGACUGCCUGCCGCUCUACCACUCUGCAGGGAACAUCGUAGGGGUUGGGCAGUGCCUCAUCCACGGCAUGACUGUAGUUAUCAAACGCAAGUUUUCUGCCUCGCGGUUUUGGGAUGACUGCAUCAAGUACAAAUGCACUAUUGUCCAGUACAUCGGGGAGAUCUGCCGGUACCUGCUGAACCAGCCUGUCCGGGACGCAGAGAGGCAGCACUGUGUACGCAUGGCCCUGGGCAACGGCCUGCGCCUCUCCAUCUGGAUGGAGUUCAUGACCCGCUUCAGCGUGCCUCAGAUCGCAGAGUUCUACGGCGCCACGGAGUGCAACUGCAGCUUGGGCAACUUCAAUAACAAGGUAGGUGCCUGUGGGUUCAACAGCCGCAUUCUCCCGGGCGUCUACCCCAUCCGGCUCGUAAAGGUGGAUGAAGACACCAUGGAGCUGGUCCGCGGGCCUGAUGGUGUCUGCAUCCCUUGUAACCCCGGUGAGCCAGGACAACUAGUGGGACGAAUUAUUCAGAAUGACCCGCUGCGCCGGUUUGAUGGUUAUGUGAACCAGACAGCCACCAAUAAGAAGAUUGCCCACGACGUCUUCAAGAAGGGAGAUAGUGCAUAUCUCUCAGGCGACGUGCUGGUGAUGGACAAGUAUGGCCACAUGUUCUUUAAGGAUCGCACCGGCGACACCUUCCGCUGGAAAGGGGAGAACGUGUCGACCACAGAGGUGGAGGGGACGCUUAGCCGCCUCUUGGACAUGAAGGACGUAGUUGUGUACGGCGUGGAGAUUCCAAGGUCUGAGGGAAAGGCCGGAAUGGCUGCGAUAGCUGACCCCAGCCAUGAAACGGAUCUGGAGAAGUUUGCCCAGGAGCUUGAGAGAGUGCUGCCGGCGUACGCCCGGCCCGUGUUCCUGCGCUUCCUGCGGGAGGUAGACAAGACGGGCACCUACAAGUUCCAGAAAUCUGACAUGCGACGAGACGGCUACAAUCCUCAAGUCAUGUCCGACAAACUCUACUUCCUGGAUGUUACCCGGGGGCGAUAUGUGGAGUUGACCACGGAGGUCUACCGUAACAUCAUUUCGGGGCAACAGAAAGUGUGACACCAAUCCCCAGCACCCCUGCCCCCCCCGCACCUUUUUCUUCAUAGCACACACUAUAUUGACCACCCCCAAUGCACCCUGAUUCCCCCCAACCCCUCGCAUUUCCCAACUCUGAAAGGUUCAGCCUCUCAUUACCUCGUUACCCCGCCCCCCCCAGUAAGGAACUGGUGGAUCUUCUCAAUAAAACAGAGAUAAACAGCAGCCCAUUCUGUAUAGGGGGUGAGCCAUUAUAAGACGGGAAUUACAGGACUGAGUGGCGUCCCGGAAGUAAAAAAAGACCCAAAAGCCUUUCAGCCCAAGAUGGCGAUUUGUCCCACUGGCUGGGAACGGCAGUGGGCUCUGUAUCUGGGUCUAGCUGCAUUUGAUCUGCAUGGGGCUUCUGUUUCUGAAGGCAGAAGAUUUUUGGAAAAAUUAUGAAAUUUUGAAAUGUGCAAUAUGAGAUGAGUUCCACCUGUGUAAUAAUUCAGAAAAACAUCCAAGUACAAUUCCUAUCAAAGUAUGAGUAGAAGUAAAAGUAAAUUAUAUUGUAGCCUCAUCGUACUUUU